GAGACAUAAAAGAUAAAAAAAUACCAAACCCCAUCAGAGGAGGCAACUGCGACGACAUAGCACACGGUUCUAUUAUUCGAGUUUCUACGGUAUUACUAUCGUGUGAUGGAGGUCAGUGAUAGGAUAGAUAAUCCACCAGUAUGAUAGCCCACGAUACCCUUGACGCUAUCACAUAGUCCCCGUACAGAUGUUUCCUUCACUACAAAGCCUGACAGAGGAUAUAACACUACCUCCCAACUCUCCGUUCGUACCAUGAUAGUACAGUACAUUACAGGUAAAGUAAAGAGCUAAAAAAGCACCAAGCUCUCUCCCUCCACCCCGUGAGAAAUGUAUUUUUGGCCCCCUUACUAACCUACCGGUAGCUAUAUAAAGGCAGGUUUGAGGCCGCAUUCAACCUACAACGGCGAAACAGCUUUCAAAUCCGCAAAGUUAGAAGGGGGGAUGGUUUGAUAAUUAGAAUUAUUCCCAGUUUAGUAACUUGAUAUGCGGGCGGGGGCUUAGACACUUUUGUUAUGGUCGAUGAUCCACACAACACCUCCCCCAAGCUCUCCUCUCAAACCACCACCCUUUUCCAAAAAAAAAAUCUACCCUUUUCACACUACUAUACGUACCGUACCAUACCGCGACCGUGACCGUGCCGUAUUAUUCCCCCCCGUACACACGUACCGUGUCUUGCUAAAAGGAAGGGAAGGAAGGAAAGAGCUAUCCGUUCUCCGCCCCCUCCCCCCCCCGCAAAGAAAAAAAAACAUCUACAAAGCAUCUUUCCUACUCUCAGUGAUAUUAUCUUUGGCAACGUAAGACAAAAUGUCCUUUAGACACAUAUUCAAAAAGGACGGUGGUGGAGCUAGUGGUAGUAGCAAGAAGGAAGGCGGGUCAACAACACCACCGCCACCACCACAGCAACAGCAUCCCGAGUUCACCUUCAUUCGCAGCGAUACCGUAAUGAACCCCCUUUCCCCUCCUUCUUCUUCUCUCUAUGCCUUAAUUACUAACAUCUUAUGACAGAAUACACAGGACGUCCUGAACCUCCACGAUCAGGACCCUACCCAGCAGCAGCAGCAAGACAAAGACCGCCUAUCAUUCGACCGUCCACACUCCUCCUCCGGACGCCCGAGAUCUCCCUUAUCCGGUAGCAAACUGAUCUCUACUCUGUCCCCCCGUCGUAGAUCCAAUUCGUCGGCGCACGUGCCCGCGGACUUACCCAGCAUCUCGAGCACCGGCGAUAAAGAGCAGCAAUGGGAGCUGCGGGCGGCGAAACUUGCUCAGGGCGGGCAACCGAGUCCCGGGAUUAUGCCUAGGGGGUAUGGUGAGGAAGUGGUUGCCCAUAACGAUGUAAGCUUCCUUCCCCUUCCCCAUUUUCCCUCUUAUUAUCGUUUUCGCUCCCUUCCUUCCUGGAGGAGGAGGAGGAAGAGGAAGAGGAAGAGGAGAGAGGGUUUUUGCGGUGAUUUUUUGGUUGGUCGGUCGGUUUUUUCUUUUUUUUUCUUUUUGGGAUUGGUUUUGGUUAAUUGGUUGAAUGCGGAUGGUUGGUGGGUGGGGUACGAUAGGAUAAUAUUCAAGAGGCGAUUCGAUUACACGAGGCCGGAGGUAUGUUUAUGUUCAGUUUUAUAAUCCGUUUUUCCUCUCCUUUUCUUUUUCCUCGAUUUUAUACGAAAAUUUGAUGUACCUUUCCGUCCUAUCACGAAUAUAUGUCUUGCGCAAUACCCGCAUUGACAUAUGUUUGGUUGAUCGAGCGGGGAAGAUUACAAUAUCAUGAUCAAGAUCAAUUACGAUGGAUGGAUAGAUAGAAAGAUAGAUAGAAUACAGUACAGUAAAGGCUAACUAACAAAACGAAAAACAGAACUAAAAAAGUCCACAGCAAUCUUUGGACGUCUCGCAGACCCGAACGGUCCAAACAAUCCACUAUCUCAAGUUCUCUAUGGACUCGCCCUCCGGUAAGUUAGCCCCCCCCCCCCCUACGCACCACAAUUACAACCUAACAUAUAUGUAAAAACAUAGCCACGGCUGGGGCAUAGAACCAGACCUUCCCCGCGCAUUAACCUACCUCCAAUCCGCCGCACGCAAUUCCGCUGCUGUAGAAGAGCUAGCCCUGAAAGCCGGCAUGACUAAGGGUGGGAGUGCAAAGGGCGAGCUCGUGCUUGCGAUAUUCGAGCUGGGGAAUUGCUUCCGCCACGGCUGGGGCGUUCAAAAGGAUCCCGUGGCGGCGCGGGAGUACUACGAGACGGCGGCGAACCUUGGGGACGCGGACGCCAUGAACGAGGUCGCCUGGUGCUAUUUGGAAGGGUUUGGGUGUCGGAAGGAUAAGGUUCGUUCCACUCCACGUUCAUCAAUACACCAUCCGCUUGAUUGGAUUUUUUCAAAAAAAAAAAAAAAAGAACAGGAUGAGAAGAGGGGUGCAGUAGGAAGAAAGAAAGAAAGAAGAGGGGAUGGACGGAUGGAAAGAAGGGGGGUGUAUUAGCCGUUAUAUCCUCUUCCCUCUUACAUACAUAGAUACAUACACAAACACCGUUUCUGCCUGCUUUCCCGUUCACCAUUUCCCUCCCUCUUCCUUUUCUGCCCUCUAGCAUGGCAGCUACAUAUGCCAUGCCAUGUCCAUGCCAUGCUCAUGCCAUGCACCGCAACUCCCCCUCUCUUUCACCCCCAAAAACGCAGGUCACAGCUAACCACUCCAACCAACCACUAGAUGAAAUCCGCAAUGUUCUAUCGUCUGGCGGAAAAACAGGGCAAUAAGAUUCUCGGAAACACAUGGUUCGUUUUACUCCCUCCUCCUCCCCAAACGCUCCGAUCGAUCCCCGAAGGGAGAUGGAGGGGGGGUUUUUUUUUUCGUUCCCCUUUUCUUAGCUUAGAUUACCGUUUUUCCAUUGGGAGGAAGAAAGGGAGGAAGGGCUAACGGCGAUACACGGCGAAUAGGAUAUACAAGGACAAGUACAUGACUGGUAAUUGAUGGAUCGGAUGGAUGAUGGAUGGAUGGAUGGAUGGAUGGGAAAUUCGGGUUUUAGUCUUGUAGAAGGUUUUUCGAUUUCCGAUUUCCGAUUCUCGUUUUUCUCGAUUUUUUUUCAAAUACCCCCUCCCUCCCCGAUUCGGAAAAGUCAAAUAUACAAUAUGAUACAAGUCGAAGUCGAUUCACCAACAGUGUCACAAGUAUCAUACAAACACUAGUCUAUCAUACCAAUACAACACCAAUAAAAGCACUAUCGUACCU
Tuber aestivum (summer truffle) is the source of this 3199-nucleotide messenger RNA. NCBI's taxonomy places the organism in Eukaryota, Fungi, Ascomycota, Pezizomycetes, Pezizales, Tuberaceae. The record is from the annotation of a GenBank genome assembly.